ACAGGAAUAGCUAUAAUGGCAAUCCUUCCCUCACUAGUUAUCUACUUGGCAGCGUAUACAAAAGACAAAAAAGAACCAGAAAACACAUUUACUUGCUGUACUUACAAUUGCUUCUGGGAUAGAGAGAAAACGUACAACGCUGUGUCGCUUGUUGUCAACACUGCGAUUUUGAUUGUACGAAUAACUUUGUGGCAACUUGAUCAACCAACAUCGCUUUACUGGUUGAAAAACUGCUUUGAGAUAGUACAUAGCUUGGUGUGUAUUGUGAAAUUCGUCGCCGAAAAUGAAGAACAACCCAUGGUCGUGCCCAGUAUUGUGGUCGAGCCACCGCCGCCACCGCCCAAAUUUCACUGCAACACAUCCACAAGGUACUCAGCCGCUAGGUCAACCAGCAGGCCAAGGUCGUCGUCAGAGGCUGCUGGGGCUGUCGAAAUUUCUGACGGCAGCAAGAUUAUCUUCACCGCUGAUGUGCCUGGCCCAGAGAGUCUGGUGGGUAAGAAAGAUAUGGCCAAGGUCGUCUCGCGUGUCGACGCAUCCGAAAAAGAGGUUGCCCUAAACCCAGUAAGAAUUUUGAGGAAUGAAGCCGAGGAGGAGCGUGCCGAGACAGCACGUCUGUCAAGUUUUGUGGGUGUGAUUGCUGUCGGCGACCUGGUGAAGAGCACUCUGGGUCCCAAAGGCAUGUACAAAAUUCUAGUGGCCCACGGGCGCAGUGCCGGACAGGUGGAAAUCACCAAUGGUGGCUCUACAAUCGUCAAGGCGAUCGGGGUGGACAACCCUGCAGCUAAAAUUCUCGUCGACAUGUCCAGAGUGCAGGAUGACGAGGUUGGUGACGGUACCACUUCUGCCAUUGUUCUUGCUGCUGAGCUUUUGAGAGAAGCUGAGAAACUGAUUGAGCAGAAAAUCCAUCCUCAGAUCAUAAUCGCUGGGUGGCGGAGAGCUUCUCAUAUUGCGCUAGCCUCAUUGGAGAAAGCGUCCGUGGACAACAGUGGAGAUCCAGAAAAGUUCCACAAAGAUCUGUUGAACAUCGCCAGGACCACCCUGAGCUCAAAGAUCUUGUCCCAGAAUAAGGAGUAUUUUGCGAAUCUGGCUGUUGAAGCCGUUUUGCGACUAAAGGGAUCAGGUGACCUGAGUGCUAUUCAGGUGAUCAAGAAGCUGGGUGGCUGCAUGGAAGACUCAUUCCUUGACGACGGCUUCCUGCUGGACAAGAAGCCUGGUCUGCACCAGCCCAAGCGCAUUGAGAAGGCCCGCAUUCUUAUUGCUAACACGGCAAUGGACACCGAUAAAAUUAAGGUAUUUGGAUCUCGUGUCUGUGUUGAUGCUGUUUCCAAAAUCGCCGAGUUGGAGUUGGCUGAAAAAGAAAAGAUGAAGGACAAGGUCAACAAAAUCGUCAACCACAACAUCAAUGUGUUUAUUAACAGACAACUGAUCUACAACUACCCUGAGCAGCUGUUUGCCGACGCAGGUGUGAUGGCCAUCGAACAUGCUGGUUUUGCUGGCAUCGAGCGAUUGGCUUUGGUCACAGGUGGUGGAAUUGUUUCCACCUUUGAUCAUCCUGAGAUGGCCAAAUUGGGACAUUGCGAUCUUGUGGAGGAAGUAAUGAUUGGACAAGACACCCUGCUGCGCUUUGGAGGCGUACCUCUUGGUGAGGCGUGCACUGUCGUCAUCAGGGGUGCCACUCAGCAGAUUCUUGAUGAAGCCGAGCGAUCUCUGCAUGAUGCCUUCUGCGUCCUUGCCGCUACGGUCAGGGAGACCAGAACUGUUUAUGGCGGUGGUUGCAGCGAAAUGCUCAUGGCCAACGUGAUCAACGAUGAGGCAGCACGCAUUCCAGGCAAGGAAGCCAUGGCAAUGGAGGCAUUUUCCAGGGCACUCAGGCAGCUGCCCACUGCCAUCGCUGACAACGCAGGAUAUGACUCAGCACAGCUGGUCAGCGAGCUCAGGGCUGCGCACAGCAAGGGUGAAAACACCACGGGACUCGAUAUGGAACAGGGCAUGGUAGGCUGCAUGAAAGACCUUGGUAUCACUGAGUCUUUUGUGGUGAAGCGGCAGGUGCUGUUGUCCGCCUCUGAGGCUGCUGAGAUGAUCCUGCGCGUGGACAACAUCAUCAAGGCUGCGCCAAGGAGGCGCGGGCCAGACAACCGACCUUGCUAGUUCUUCACAGGCGCGUAUUCCACGAAGCUAUAUAUACUUAUCGUUUUUUGCACAUUAACUG
Messenger RNA from Cloeon dipterum, 2209 nucleotides. RefSeq names its product T-complex protein 1 subunit beta-like. The coding region runs from base 16 to 2148 and encodes 710 amino acids. Gene Ontology annotation, cellular component: cytosol; chaperonin-containing T-complex. The record is from RefSeq and is a predicted model, not a curated record. NCBI's taxonomy places the organism in Eukaryota, Metazoa, Arthropoda, Insecta, Ephemeroptera, Baetidae. Gene Ontology annotation, biological process: protein folding. The transcript is spliced from 9 exons. Gene Ontology annotation, molecular function: ATP binding; ATP-dependent protein folding chaperone; ATP hydrolysis activity.